This is a messenger RNA of Andrographis paniculata, 5948 nucleotides long. RefSeq names its product DDT domain-containing protein PTM-like. NCBI's taxonomy places the organism in Eukaryota, Viridiplantae, Streptophyta, Magnoliopsida, Lamiales, Acanthaceae. The transcript is spliced from 9 exons. The record is from RefSeq and is a predicted model, not a curated record. The coding region runs from base 483 to 5534 and encodes 1683 amino acids.
UUUCAAACAAUUGUACACUCCGCUUCCCAAGUUGUACGUCAAGAACGGACUUUUCAAGACGGAGUCGAAUCCGCGCUGUAAUAAGAUGUACCUUAUGCAACAGGAGCUGUACGUCGGAGUUCCUCGUUGAGUCCGGAGCCACAACCGAGUCACGCAAAAAGGGCAACUCCACCGAGUGAUGAUGAGUAUAUGGUAGUCCCCACGUUCUUCCAGCGUCACUACACCAAACUUUUUUUCCAAAUCUAGAGAGAGAAACAAACACCCUCCUAACCCGCCAACCAUUUUUUUUUUUCUCUCUCACGGGAGUGCUGAGGAGGAGGGCUUUUGCGGAGGGAUCAAAUUGUGCUGGGCUGUGUUGUUCUUGCAUUUUUAUUUUUACUCUUCUUGAAAUUCAACUGGGGUUCUGCGAAAUUUUAAAAAUUUUGCCCUUUUGUUGUCUAUUUUUUUUUUUUUUCCCGGAGGAUUAUUUAUGAAAUUUUGGAAUGGAGUAUAUUGGGAGAGCGGUGAAAAAGGAGGUUCGAGGGCAAGACCCACUAUUCGGUUUGGUUCGAGGGUACGAGCCGGGAACUGGGAUUUUUGAGGUGGUGUACGACGGCGGAAGUUCCGAGGAAUUGGGAUUUCUGGAGCUGUCUUCGGUGCUGGUGUCCGGCGGGUGUUCGUCUCCGCCGCCGUUGGGAUCGGACGAUGGGGGCAAUCCGAGGAAGCGGCGCUGCAUUGCUGAUGAAGGUAAGGGUAGCGAUAACUUAGUAAUUCUUGGCGGUGUUUCUGAUAAUUCGGUGGUUAGGGAUGGGAAGCCUGCCAAUUUUGACUUGAAUUUGAAUGAUGACGACGGUUGUAAUACUUUGAAUGAUGAUCGUGGGUUUAAUUCUGUUGAAAUUGGGGGUGAGAUUGGCGGCCUGGAUUUGAAUAAGGAGGUGAACUUGGAGGUGGGGGAAGGCCCCUGCCUGAACAAUGGGGUUUCGGGAGGGGUUUUGGGGCCGAAGAAGCAGAUGAUUGAUUUGAAUGUCGAUGUGAACGAGGGUUUUAAGAAUUUGGGGGGUGGGAGCGGGGGGAUUUGCUUUGAUUUGAAUUUGAAGUUUGUAGAGGAUGAGGGAAGUACCCUGGCGGAACGUGGGGUGGGAGUUGAAUUGAAUGAAGGUGUUUGUGGCGAAGAACGUGAGCGGGCAGGGGCAGAUUUAGCAGUGGCUGAUAUGGAGAGUGGGAAGGGGAAUGUCGAAGAUCUGGAGAAGAAAGAGGUUAGCCAGCCGGAGAACUCUGCUACAGAGGUUAGCCAUGGAAAUGUUGCUCCAAUAAGUGCACCGAAGAAGAGAAGAGGGAGGAAGCGAAAAGAUUCGACAAAUAGCAGCAUUGAAACAGCACCAGUUUCACCCGAUUUCCCUAAAUCGAACACAGAAACAGAUAAAAUGGAUGUGGAGCUUGAAAGCAUUAAAGAAACUCCAAUAACAAAUGGUAAUGGUGCUGAUAAUGGAGUUUUGGGAACUAUGACGAGGGUAGGGAGGGGUAGGAAGAGGAGGGCAGUACAAGAGGGUGAUGUUACAUUACCCACACCAGAGACGGGGCUGAGAAGGAGUAGCCGAAGAGCAAAAAUAGCUGCAUCUUCUGAACCAGAUCUAGUUCCUCUACAGUUAGGAGAUGGUAAUAAUCAUCAGUUGUCGUCUCCUGCAAUUAGCGUGGUGUCUGAUGAGAAGGUUAUGGCUCCAGCUCGUAGAAAAGCCAUUGAUUGUGCUAUGGAUCCCCCGAAGGUGGAUUUGCCUCCUUCAUCCUGCGAUCUUGAUAUCAAUGGGGUAUCUAUGCUGGAUGUCUUUUCGGCUUAUUCAUUCUUGAGGUCAUUUAGCACUUCAUUAUUUCUAAGCCCCUUUGGACUGGAUGAUUUUGUUAUAUCUCUGAAAUCCAGUGAUUCGACAUUAUUAUUCGACUCCAUUCAUCUAUCCCUCCUUCGGACAAUAAGGAAACAUCUGGAGUCACUUUCGGAAGAAGGCUCUGCAUCGGCAUCAAAUUGUCUCAGGUCUCUCAAUUGGGACUUUCUCGAUUUGAUUACAUGGCCGGUGUUCCUGGUCGAGUACCAUUUAUUGCACAACCCAGGACAUGUACCUGAUAUCGGCGCUUGUAAUUUGAAGCUUUUCUACGAUGACUACUACAAGCUGCCAGUGUCAGCCAAGGUUGAGAUUCUGCGUCAUCUCUGUGAUGAUGUUCUUGAAGCAGAAGUAUUUAGGUCAGAACUCAACAGAAGAAUGGCUGCAACGGAUCAACGGGCUGAGCGCAGCACAAAAUUCGACACCUUGAAGAGGAAAAAGGCUGCUAUGGAUGCUGCUAGCAGUUCCUGCAUUACAGAAGAGGACGCUGAAGAUCCUUUGGAUUGGAACAGCGACGAGUGUUCACUCUGUAAAAUGGAUGGGAACUUAAUAUGCUGUGAUGGCUGUCCAGCGGCUUUCCAUUCAAGGUGUGUGGGGGUUGUCAGCAGCCAGCUGCCUGAGGGUGAAUGGUUUUGCCCUGAAUGCUCGAUCGAGAAGGAUAAUCCUGGGCUGAGAGUCAGGAAGUCUGCUCGAGGGGCUCAAUGCUUGGGUGUUGAUCCGUGCGGGCGAGUUUAUUACAGCAGCUGUAGUUAUCUGUUGGUAUUGGAGCUGUGCAAUGAUGAAUACUUAUCUUGGACCUACAAUGGAAAUGACGUGCCUUACGUUAUUGAAGCAUUGGAAUCAUCGCCAUUAAUAUACGGGACAAUAAUAAAUGCCAUCUGUAAGCAUUGGAAUAUAGUUCGUGGAGUUAAUGGGGCCAGACUUGAUUCGGACACUCGUUCCUCCUCUCUACAGUCCAUGUUACCUGGAAAAGGCCGAGUUCCUCCAAUGUGUUCCGUGCCAUCGGAAACUCAUAAUGAGAAUGGUGCCAUUGCUGAAAAUAGAUCUGUUGAUGAGUUGACGGUGCCCAUUAAUUCCUGUAACACGCAACCUGAAAAUGCAAAGAGCUGUGCUGUUGUGCUGGAGACUGGUGAUGUUGGAGCAAAGAUUAAUAAUCAGUUGGCAAGUUCUGAAGGAUCAGCCGAAGUCUCUCAGAUGUUCGUACAGUGCGAUACCUUAAAGGAAAGUGGGCCGAAUUGUUCAAAAACAUGUUUAGAGGUAUCAGAUCAGUGUCUUGGUCAGGGAACCUUUGCAAAUGCUGAUCAGUAUAUGGCGCCGACUUCAGUAAAUGUUGAGAAAGGGAAGAAUCUUAGUUCAGAAAGUUGUGGCUAUGCACCGGACACUGCAUACUCUAGAGAAGUCCCUGCUGAAGUUUAUAAUGCUGUUAAUUAUGUCAAUUCUUAUGAAUUUGCUCGAACACCAUCGUCAUUUUAUGAGGAAUGGUCAUGUAAAGCAACAGAUAAGACCUCUCAAGAUACGUCAAGGUCUGCGGGUGACAUUGUCGCCAGACAGCUGAAAGUUGUGUCAAAUAGAUCUGCUGAAUUUUCUUGGGCAAAUAUUCAAACCUCAAAGAUGAACUUGAGGAAAGAAAGAUGCGGUUGGUGUUUGUAUUGCAGAGUUCCUGAGGAGGAACGGGAUUGCUUGUUCAUUAUGAACGAUAGUAUUCCAGCUGUAGAAAACUACACAAAUGAAGUUCUGGGAAUCCAGUCAGCAAAGAAGAUCAAAAACCACCUUGUCGAUGUCAUGUGCCAUAUUAUUUGCAUUGAAGAUCAUCUGCAGGGGCUUCUGUUGGGACCAUGGUUGAAUCAAGAAUUUUCAAUGCUUUGGCGUAGAAGCGUUCUUGAAGCGGCUGAUCUUGCUUCCUUGAAAAAUUCGCUACUCAUGCUGGAGAAGAACUUGCAUCACCUAGCCAUUCCUGCUGAUUGGCAAAAACAAGUGGAUACUGUUACUACAAUGGGUUCUGCCUGUCACAUUGUUAGCAGUUCAACAAGACUGUCUUCGAAGAAUGGAAUGGGCAGGAAACGAGAGAACCCUUCCAAGGUGGAGACUUCCCAAUCUUCUAAUGCUGCAACUGGGCUUAGUUUAUUCUGGUGGAGGGGUGGAAGGGGUUCACGAAUGCUCUUCAAUUGGAAAGUUUUGCCUCACUGUUUGGCUUCCAUGGCUGGCCGGCAGGGUGGGCGUAAGAAGAUACCGGGCAUUAUAUACCCUGAAAGUGGAGAAUAUGCCAAGCGAACUAAGUGCGCUUCAUGGAGAGCUGCUGUUGAAGCAUCAAGAAGUGUGCACCAGCUUGCUCUCCAGGUUAGGGAGCUUGAUGCAACUUUAAAAUGGGCUGAUAUCGGGAAUAACAACCUUAUCUUAAAGACGGAUAAGGACACGAAAAAACCUGUCAGAUCAUUUAAAAAAGUUAUAAUCCGAAGGAAGUCCUCAGAUGGAGGCACGAUUAAGUACCUUCUGGAUUUUGGCAAGAGGAGAUUUAUUCCUGAUGUUGUUGUGAAACAUGGAUCGAUAGUUGAAGAUCCAUCGAGCAAGAAAAAGAAAUAUUGGUUGGAAGAGACUCAUGUGCCGUUGCAUCUAUUGAAAUCGUUUGAAGAGAAAAGAAUUGCUCGUAAAUCUAAUGUGGUGAAAUCUGGAAAACUUCGUGAGAGCAUUGGAGUGUUGAAAAAACCUUUCAAGAGAAAGGGCUUUUCAUAUCUUUUCUCGAGAGCCGAAAGAUUAGAGAAUUUUCAGUGUGGACACUGUAAAAAAGAUGUUCCAAUCAGCGAAGCAGUGAGCUGUCAGCAUUGUCGAGGCUUUUUCCAUCGAAGACAUGCCCAGAAAUCCGCUGGAUCCAUCGCUUCCGAGUGUACAUACACCUGCCAUAAAUGCCAGAGCGCAAACAUCGUGAAAAUUGACGGGAGGAAGUCGAAAUUCGAAUCCGCAAAACAGAAGAAGAGCUUAUCAACACAGCCGAAACCUCUACAGCAAGCAAAGGCGAAAGGGAAACGAAAAGGAAAGGGGAAGAGGACGGGAAAGCGACUUGCAAAUAAGAAGACAGCAAAAGUCCAAACAGGUAUACCUUUGCGGCGUUCUUCUCGGAAUGCCGCUCGCGUCGCCAGGCAUUGUUUGCAGAGUGCGAUCGUAAAAAGACGAAAGAGAGGCCGCAAAGCUAAAUCUGCAAAGAGCCCGAUUAAGAAGCCCAAAAUUAAUAAUUGGAAGAGGAGGAGGUCGCCGGUUGCUUGUAGUUUCUGGUUGAAUGGCGUUCGGUUAUCAAGGAGGCCAAACGACGCUAGGCUAGUCGAUUUCAGGAGUAAGAUGCUUCUUUUGCUGCCCGGGGAGGCUAACAACCACCACGAUAAUCCGACGUGCAACCUCUGCGCCGAAUCGGAGCAUAAUCCCGAGCUGGUCUACGUGGCUUGCGAAUUAUGUGGAGUUUGGUUUCAUGGCGAUGCUUUCAAUCUGACGGACGAUAGAAUUGAAAACAUUAUCGGCUUUAAGUGCCCCACAUGUCUUAAAAGGACACCUCCCGUCUGCCCUCAUUAUUUUCCUACAGAAAACAAGAAGGCCGAUCCUGCUAGAACUAAAACUGAUAAGCUCUCGGAUUCAGACAAUGCAGCCAAGGGCAAACUUUCGGGAUCCUCAGGUGAGUCACAGCAGAGAGAGUGAAUUAUAAUCUGCUGAGAAAAUAUUUUACCUGGCAACAAAGAUCUAAUGAGCUCGGCGAAGUUAAAGGGAGUGGCGUGUGUUGAUUGUUGUCGAUAUUCGUUAAUCUAUUCCCUGUUUGGACAAUCCUGGAAGAAUGGAACUGUUCGAGAUCGUGUCUGCAAAUAGAUUUUUGGCAUCGGUCGGGCGAGCCGGCCGUAGGCAGGAGAGGAGAAGAUAGAUGAGAGAUUGUGUUUGUACAUUACAUUGUAAGGAAUUGUGCUGAUACAACAGAUGGUAAAAUUACCCUCUUGUAAAACUCAAUAUUUGCUGAUGGCCAAUAGUUCAUUUAAAUGAUUUGCUAUAGCAAUCGAUUUUGCUCCCUAUGUAUCUUUCUUUUUGUAUUUUGGAUGUUUUAAGUUUGUUUUUUCAUUUUUA